Messenger RNA from Harpegnathos saltator (Jerdon's jumping ant), 2585 nucleotides. It is a transcript of the gene nAChRbeta2, whose product is annotated as nicotinic acetylcholine receptor beta2. Bases 215 to 1798 code for a protein of 527 amino acids. Gene Ontology annotation, molecular function: acetylcholine-gated monoatomic cation-selective channel activity; transmembrane signaling receptor activity. The transcript is spliced from 12 exons. Gene Ontology annotation, cellular component: postsynaptic membrane. Gene Ontology annotation, biological process: monoatomic ion transmembrane transport. The record is from RefSeq and is a predicted model, not a curated record. Lineage: Eukaryota; Metazoa; Arthropoda; Insecta; Hymenoptera; Formicidae.
GGAUGCUGACCAGAGCCGACGCUUCGCCGCUCCGUUCAGCGCUGAGAAUUUUCGGUCACUCGGUUCGCCGUCCGAUUUCUUUUCUACGCUCCUUAAUUGUAGAAUUACUGCCAGGGUGCAUCUCGAGCCGCUCCUCCGCCGAGAAAGAGGGAAGCUUGCGCGCACCUGAGACGUGCCCCGGCACAGCGACGCGUUUGUAAACAGCGACGAGGAGAUGCGGAUCCCGGUGUUCACAGUCUUGCUCAACGUUCUCAACAUCGCUCACGGGAGCAAGGUCUACGAGGCGAAUCCCGACACGAAGAGGCUGUACGACGACUUGUUGUCCAACUACAACAGGCUGAUACGUCCUGUCAUCAACAAUACGGAGACCCUGACCGUUUUGCUGAGUCUGAAGUUGUCGCAGCUGAUAGAAAUGAAUCUAAAGAACCAGGUGAUGACAACGAAUGUCUGGGUGGAGCAGAAAUGGUUCGACUACAAGCUGCAGUGGGAUCCGGCGGAGUACGGCGGUGUGGAGAUGUUAUACGUGCCUUCCGAAAAUAUAUGGCUCCCGGACAUCGUGCUGUACAACAACGCGGACGGGAAUUACGAAGUGACGCUGAUGACGAAAGCCACGCUCAAGUAUACCGGCGAGGUAUCCUGGAACCCGCCGGCCAUCUACAAGUCGUCCUGCGAGAUCAACGUGGAAUAUUUCCCGUUCGACGAGCAGUCGUGCAUCAUGAAAUUCGGCUCAUGGACGUACAACGGUUUUCAGGUAGACCUGAAGCAUAUGAAGCAAGUGGCUGGCAGCAACCUCGUGUCGAUCGGCAUAGAUCUCAGCGACUUUUACCUGUCGGUGGAAUGGGAUAUCCUGGAAGUACCGGCAGCACGCAACGAGGAGUAUUAUCCGUGUUGCGAAGAACCUUAUUCAGACAUUACGUUCAACAUCACGAUGAGGAGGAAGACUUUGUUUUAUACCGUCAACCUGAUCAUCCCAUGCGUCGGCAUCACAUUCAUGACGGUGUUGGUUUUUUACCUGCCCAGCGACUCCGGCGAGAAGGUGUCGCUCUGCUCCUCCAUUCUCCUGUCGCUGACGGUGUUCUUCCUACUCCUGGCCGAAAUCAUCCCGCCGACGUCGCUGGCCGUACCUCUUCUAGGGAAGUACCUGUUGUUCACCAUGAUUUUGGUCACCCUGUCCAUCUGGAUCACCGUCUGCGUCCUGAACGUGCAUUUCCGAUCACCCUCCACGCACAACAUGCCGCCGUGGGUGAGGCAAGUGUUUCUCAACUGGAUGCCGAGGGUGAUGCUGAUGCGUCGCACGCCAUAUUCCACGCCCGAGUACGACGACACUUACAUGGACAGCGGCUACACCAAUGAGAUAGAUUUCAGCGUGAGCGACUACCCGCUGGAAAUAAAAGGGAGCCCGAACAGAUUCGACACCGUCACGCCAGUGUACAAAAUCCGAGACGACGAAACACGACACAUACCGCACGCGUCAGUUACUGACAGCGAGAAUACGAUGCCAAAACACUUAUCCCCUGAUGUUAUAUCGGCUCUCAAGGGUGUACGUUUCAUCGCUCAACACAUCAAAGACGCGGACAAAGAUAAUGAGGUCAUCGAAGACUGGAAAUUCGUGUCUAUGAUUCUGGACAGAUUCUUUCUCUGGGUGUUCACGGUCGCGUGUUUCGGCGGCACGCUGGGCAUCAUUUGUCAGGCACCCAGCCUGUACGACAAGCGGGAACCCGUGGACCAACGACUCUCCGGUAUAUCACUGCGCAAUUACAUGUACCCGCCGAACGGAAGUUUCGAAGAAGAAUACUAAGGCACAGACAAAGUUGACCCGUAGACUGCGUAUGAGAGAGGAAGAGAGAUAGAGAGAGAAACGCAAACGGACACGUUAGAGCGUACGUGUCACCAUUAAAACUAACUACGUUUGGCACCUUCGCCCCGCUCGCCCCUGGGAAAAUUCCCAGAAAAUUCAGCCAUAUUUUUUAACGAAAUAAAGAUAGCCAAGCCCGAGAGAAGUGAUAAUUCUCGAGAAAAGGAGAAGAAUGUAUCGAAUUACUCGUCACAACGAAAAACAAGUACACCGACAUUGUCUCAUCGAAUAAACGCACUCGUUACAUUGAUAUAUAUAUCGUUCGGAACAAAAGUGAAGCAAAUUGAUCUGUCUGAGGUUUUCCUUUGAAAAACAAAACAUCACUGUUCCUAUUAAUUACGUACCGCGAACCCUUUCAUCGAUUACAUACUUCACUUUCGUUCUGAAUAGAAAUAGAUCUCCAUUAUUAUCAAAUAAUCCUACGUGUUCGUUCGAUCAAUGUAAUGAACCAUUGACAUCAUCAUCAUCUACGAGAACAGGCAAGAACUUUCCGGAGCGAAUACCAUCCGAUAAUCAUCACAUGUAUGCAUUUUCCACAUGAUACCUUCCAAAGCGAAAUGUUAGACAUUAUGUACGCGAAUUACAGAUUAGACUAUAGUUUAAGCGAUUUAUUAACCCUGAUCAAGAGUCAAGCGGACUUCCCACGCAAUGAACUUAGUUAAGACAACGGCACAGCGAGAGUAGAGAGACGUGCGUGUGAACAAGCAAAGCGUGAAUGUGGUGGCAUAUG